Molecule: messenger RNA, 3369 nt
Organism: Paramecium primaurelia
Lineage: Eukaryota; Ciliophora; Oligohymenophorea; Peniculida; Parameciidae
Source: the annotation of a GenBank genome assembly
AUGAAAGUUUAAGAUGCUUCUGAGAAGUAAGCCAAACCAAUCGAUUCACGAUUGAUGAAUGGACCAUUAUAAGAUCGUCAUUGUACUGAUAUCAUAUGUUGUUUAUUAUUUAUAGCAUCAUUCAUAUUUAUGUGGUAAGUUAUUAUUUUAUAACCUAAGGUAUAUUGCUAUAACAGGAUAUUCUUUAGGGAAACCAGAAAGAAUAUUGGCAGCUUAUGAUUCUGAUGGUAGUUUUUUAAUCUAUUAUAUUUAGGUAAUGCAUGUGACUUGGAUUUACCAGAUUAUCCAUUAUUAUACUUUCCUAUCAUUCAUCCUGAUUACUAUAAUAAAACUGUUUGUGUAGAAAGAUGUCCAGCAAAUACAUCAGAUACUGUUAAAUGUUAAACAAAUAAAAAUAUCACAUCAUGUCCUAGAGAUUGUACAAAGGUUUCAGUUGAUACAUCUACUACUUUUGAUUUCACUUCCAUAGAUUCUAUGAAGAACUAUGUAGACACAAUAACAAGUUCAGUCAGUAAACCUGAAAAUUGGAUUUGUCUAUAUGGAAGUGAACCUAUUUUUUCAAGAGCAUGUUUUCCAAGUACUGCUUUAGAAAUUUUAAAUCAAACUUCUAAUUUUAGUUCUUCCAUAGAUUUAAAUAGAUUAACAUCUUGGUUAUAUGAUCUUUCUAUUGCAAAAUAUAUAAUUCUAGCAUCUUUUUUUAUAGCUUUUGGUUUAGGGUAAAAAUAAAUAAAAUAUAAUAGAUUAAUUUAUAUGAUUAUUUUAAGAUUUUUAGGAGGUUUAUUUGUAUGGUUAACAAUUUUACUUUACUUUGUCGGAAUUUCAGUUUUAGCAGGUUAUACUUGGGAUUAACAUUUAUAUUAUUUAAAGUAUAUAGAUUUUAUUAUUUAGUGAUUCUUAAUAAUCAGCUUCAGCAGGAUCUACUAAUGCCUCUGACAAUGCCAAAGCUUUAGAAUAUUUGUUUUAUAUUGAAAUAGCAUGGAUUGCUUUUUCUAUUCUUGUUUUUAUUUGUAUUUUCAAUAAAAUUAGAUUGGCAAUAGGAGUUGUAAAGACAGCUACUUUAUAUGUGAGAGAUAACUUUUCAGUUAUGAUAGUACCUCCAGUAAUUGGAAUUUGUUUAGGAGUAUUAUGGGUUUGGUGGAUAGUAUCAGUUGUGUAAUAUCUAUAAUUAAUAUAUAAGUUAUAUUGUUGGUCUUGGAAACAUUAAAGGAGAUGGUAGUACUCCUUUUGCCACUGUUACUUUUGACAAUACUACUAGAAAUAUGGUUUAUUAUUUUAUGUUUGGUGGAUUAUGGAAACAAGCAUUUUUAUUGGCUCUGAAUCAAUUUAUAAUUGGUUGUUCAGUUUGCAUAUGGUAUUUUAAUUAAGGACCAGGUUAAUCUUAUACUGGAAAUUUAUUCUAAAGUAUUUAUUGGGCAUUUCGUUAUCAUCUUGGAUCAUUAGCAUUUGGUUCUUUUAUAUUGGCAGUUGUGUAAUUUAUUAGAUUAAUGUUGGAAUAUGCUAAAUAUCAAGCAAAAUAGAUGUCAGGAGAUAACAAAUGUACUAAAUGUAUAUUAGAUUGUCUAUCUUGUUUGGUGGCUUGUUUUGAAAGAUUUAUAGAAUUUCUCAAUAAAAAUGCUUACAUUCAAAUAGCAUUGACUAGCANUAAAACUGUUUGUGUAGAAAGAUGUCCAGCAAAUACAUCAGAUACUGUUAAAUGUUAAACAAAUAAAAAUAUCACAUCAUGUCCUAGAGAUUGUACAAAGGUUUCAGUUGAUACAUCUACUACUUUUGAUUUCACUUCCAUAGAUUCUAUGAAGAACUAUGUAGACACAAUAACAAGUUCAGUCAGUAAACCUGAAAAUUGGAUUUGUCUAUAUGGAAGUGAACCUAUUUUUUCAAGAGCAUGUUUUCCAAGUACUGCUUUAGAAAUUUUAAAUCAAACUUCUAAUUUUAGUUCUUCCAUAGAUUUAAAUAGAUUAACAUCUUGGUUAUAUGAUCUUUCUAUUGCAAAAUAUAUAAUUCUAGCAUCUUUUUUUAUAGCUUUUGGUUUAGGGUAAAAAUAAAUAAAAUAUAAUAGAUUAAUUUAUAUGAUUAUUUUAAGAUUUUUAGGAGGUUUAUUUGUAUGGUUAACAAUUUUACUUUACUUUGUCGGAAUUUCAGUUUUAGCAGGUUAUACUUGGGAUUAACAUUUAUAUUAUUUAAAGUAUAUAGAUUUUAUUAUUUAGUGAUUCUUAAUAAUCAGCUUCAGCAGGAUCUACUAAUGCCUCUGACAAUGCCAAAGCUUUAGAAUAUUUGUUUUAUAUUGAAAUAGCAUGGAUUGCUUUUUCUAUUCUUGUUUUUAUUUGUAUUUUCAAUAAAAUUAGAUUGGCAAUAGGAGUUGUAAAGACAGCUACUUUAUAUGUGAGAGAUAACUUUUCAGUUAUGAUAGUACCUCCAGUAAUUGGAAUUUGUUUAGGAGUAUUAUGGGUUUGGUGGAUAGUAUCAGUUGUGUAAUAUCUAUAAUUAAUAUAUAAGUUAUAUUGUUGGUCUUGGAAACAUUAAAGGAGAUGGUAGUACUCCUUUUGCCACUGUUACUUUUGACAAUACUACUAGAAAUAUGGUUUAUUAUUUUAUGUUUGGUGGAUUAUGGAAACAAGCAUUUUUAUUGGCUCUGAAUCAAUUUAUAAUUGGUUGUUCAGUUUGCAUAUGGUAUUUUAAUUAAGGACCAGGUUAAUCUUAUACUGGAAAUUUAUUCUAAAGUAUUUAUUGGGCAUUUCGUUAUCAUCUUGGAUCAUUAGCAUUUGGUUCUUUUAUAUUGGCAGUUGUGUAAUUUAUUAGAUUAAUGUUGGAAUAUGCUAAAUAUCAAGCAAAAUAGAUGUCAGGAGAUAACAAAUGUACUAAAUGUAUAUUAGAUUGUCUAUCUUGUUUGGUGGCUUGUUUUGAAAGAUUUAUAGAAUUUCUCAAUAAAAAUGCUUACAUUCAAAUAGCAUUGACUAGCAAGAGUUUUUGUCCAGCUGCUAAAGAUGCUUUUGAAUCAAUAUGGGCUAAUACUAUGAGAUAUAGUCUAGUUUCUGGUAUUGGUUCUAUUUUUACUUUCGUAAUAUAUAGAUAUUUAUAUAGAUUGGUAAAUUAUUUGUGGGUUUUGCUACAGUCUUAUUUGCAUAUGAAAUCUUUAUUCAUGCAGAACCAUAUAAAACAGAUCUAGCAUCUCCAAUUGUACCAUCUAUUGUAUGCUUUAUUAUUGCUUAUAUGGUGGCUAUACUAUUUAUGAGUAUCUAUUAAAUGGCAUGUGAUGCUGUUUUGACUUGUUUUAUUUAUGAUGAAGAAUUAAAUAAGUAGAAUGGUGGAAUGUCAGCUUAACAUUGUCCAGAAACACUAAGAGAAUGGUUUGACAGUACGUAAUCAUCAUGA